AUGACUCAAUUCACCCUCAAACAACUUUCCGCAGCUCUCUCGGCCCUUGGUGUCUCCGUUCCAACCAUGGAUGCUGCCACUUCUCCUGACGUCCGUACCAAUGCUUCUGCUGACAUUGCAGCUGCAACUGCGCGUUUCCGAACGUCAGGAGGACAAUCAAUCCCUGCCACUGCUCGAGUGCCUAGCGCACCUAACCUGUCUGGUCAUUCGGCUCAUGUCUGCCCCGCCGCUUCAGUUCCUGCGCCAGCCGUUCAUCCAGCGCAAGCUCCCACUGCUCCUGCUCCCGGUCCAUCUCAGCCCACCCCCUUGGCUGCCACGGGAGGCCCCGAUGGGCCGUGGUAUGUCGUUUCCAAAGGUCGCGCCAUGGGCGUGUAUCGGGGUUGGCAAAACGUAAGCAACCUGGUCACCGGCAUUGGAACGGCUUGCUUUUUUCAUCAUGGGACUCGUGCCACGGCUGAGGCCACGUUUAACGAGGCACUUGCUGCAGGGGCUGUGGAGAUCCUCUAA
Molecule: messenger RNA, 507 nt
Organism: Desarmillaria tabescens
Lineage: Eukaryota; Fungi; Basidiomycota; Agaricomycetes; Agaricales; Physalacriaceae
Exons: 5
Coding region: 1-507 (168 amino acids)
Source: RefSeq, a predicted model, not a curated record